AUGACGCCUGUGAAUAACGACAUUGCUAUUGUGGGGCUCUCCUUUAGGCUUCCCCAAGGUGUGAACGAUGUGUCUAGCUUCUGGAACGCCCUCGAGACUAGGCGGGACUUGAUGACCGGCUGGCCAGAUUCACGCAUCAGUAAUGGCUCCUUUGAGUCAAACAGCGAGGGCAACGUUCAUUGUAGGGGAGGAUACUUUGUAAAAGAAGAUCCGGGUGCUUUUGACGCCCCCUUUUUCUCUCUCACAGCGAAAGAGGCAGCCUCUAUGGAUCCAAUGCAACGAUGGACUCUCGAGGCUACAUAUCAUGCUUUUGAAAAUGCUGGAAUCCCGGCGGAACGUUUCAGGGGCUCUCAGUGUGGGGUAUUUUCCGCUUCAAUGACGGAUGACUAUAAGCGAAUGAUUGCACAAGACCCUGACAAUGUACCUCGAAUGGCGGUGACAGGAACUUUUGCUUCAAUUCUGCCUAAUCGCGUCAGCUGGUAUUUCGAUUUACAUGGCCCGAGUAUUCAUGUUGAUACGGCCUGUUCAAGUAGCCUCUUAGCUCUUGAUCUUGCUUGCCAAGCUUUGAGAAGCGGCGAAGCCUCAUCUGCCGUAGUCACAGGGUCCAACCUGAUUUUAGGUCCUACCAUUUAUCAGAUGUUGUCUUCACUGAAUUUCUUAUCUCCAGACAGCCGUUGUUAUAGUUUCGACCAUCGUGCAAACGGGUAUGCUCGUGGGGAGGGGGUUGUAGCCCUUGUCCUAGAACCCUUAUGGGAUGCGGUACAGAACGGGGACAUGAUUCGAGCCGUAAUCAGGUCUACUGGGUCAAAUCAAGAUGGCCGCACACCAGGACUUACGCAACCUAGUCCCCAGGCACAAGAGGAAUUGAUCCGACGCGUUUACAAGAAGGCGGAUUUACCUUUUGGUGAGACGCGCUACUUCGAGGCUCAUGGUUGGUGCCCCUACGAUAAAUAUGUCGAAAAGAAAACUAAUGAUUUAGGAACGGGGACGCCUGUUGGAGACCCCAUGGAGAUGAAAGCUAUAGGAAAAGUAUUCAGGUCCAGUCGUUCGGCCGAAGACCCGAUUUAUGUGGGAUCAGUCAAAACGAAUAUAGGACAUCUUGAAGGAAGCAGUGGCCUGGCUGGGGUUCUUAAGUGCAUUUUGAUCCUUGAAAAGGGUAUUAUACCAGCAAAUGCAAAUUUUGAAAAAAUUAACCCGAACAUUGAUGUAGACUUUUAUCAUAUCAAGGUUCCUAGCGAGAAUAUUCCUUGGCCCUGUGAAGGUGUUCGCCGCGUUUCGGUAAAUUCAUUUGGGUUCGGGGGGUCAAACGCUCAUGUAAUCCUAGAUGAUGCAUUCCAUUAUCUGCAGGACCGGAGGUUGAUUGGAAAUCACUGCACUGUCGCCUCCCGUAGUAUGAAUGGCCUGCCUAUUUCUAACGGGACUUCCUACACUAAUGGAGUUCUAAAAGCAAACGGAGUCGUGAAGAAAGCGACGAAUGGCAAUACCAACGGAAAUGGGGGCCCGCAUAGCAAUGGAAACUACUCUGCUUUCACGACAAAGUUACUCGUCUGGUCUGCUGCAGACGAGAAGGCACUCAAGCGCAUGAUUGAAGAAUAUCGGGACUUUUAUAAAGGUCAAGUUUUGAACAGCCUGGGUAGACUUGACGACCUAGCUUUCACUUUAUCCACUCGUCGAAGUCACAUGCUAUGGCGGACAUUCGCCGUCGCUGGGGAUGGACCACACAAUCGGGACGUUGACCUCGAGAUCUCGACCUUAGUACGAAGCUCUGCCGAGGUCGGUGUGGCUUUCGUGUUUACCGGACAGGGCGCACAAUAUGCGGAUAUGGGUUCGGGCCUUCUCAAAUAUCCUCUGUUCGAAGCAACUCUGCACCAAAUCGAGAAGAUAUAUCAUGGUUUGGGAUGCAAAUGGUCCGUCUUUGAUGAACUGCAUAACGAAAUGCACAUCGAUCGCCCCGAGUAUAGCCAACCCCUUUCUACUGCUAUUCAGAUAGGGUUAAUCGAGCUGCUGAAGAGUUUCGGCAUUAACCCCAAAGCAGUAGUUGGGCAUUCGUCUGGAGAAAUCGCUGCAGCUUAUGCGAUCGGUGCUCUAUCAUUACCGUCAGCUUGCAAGGUGUCCUACAUCAGAGGGCAACUAGCUGGCAAACUCAAAGCGGCGAGUUCUUCCCCAGAAUGUAUGAUAUCGGUGAACCUCCCAGAGGACGAGGUACAAGGUUAUCUGCGAAAUAUCAGCGCCGAGGUGUCGGGCGAAAUUAGUAUUGCUUGUAUCAACAGCCCGUUGAAUUGCACCCUCGCUGGCAAAGAGAGCGCCAUUGACAUUGCCAAGAAGCAAUUCGAUGAAGACGGAAUCUUCGCCCAGAAACUUAAAACAGGCGUCGCGUAUCACUCGCCAUCUAUGUCUCGGAUCGCCGAAGAUUAUUUGCGUCAAAUGGGAUCUCUUGAUAGUGGUAAUAUCAAGAAUGUCAAAUCAUCAAUCCCGAUGGUAUCAUCUGUUACCGGCCAAACCAUACGGCCGGCUGUCUUAGGGACUCCGCAGUAUUGGGUCGAUAAUAUGGUAUCACCCGUUAUGUUUUCCGAUGCGAUACAUCUUCUCACGCAAAAGACGCCGACGUUGAAGGUGGGCAUAGGGAACAUCACAGAUCUAAUCGAAGUGGGUCCUCACCCUGCGUUGCGUAGACCAAUUCAGGAUACGCUCGCAAAGGAGGGGAAUAAGAAGCAGCAGAUCCGGUACACUUACGCUUUGCAUCGGACCUAUCCCGAAGUCCAGACUAUUUUGGAGCUCGUCGGAAGACUCCACUGCCACGGACAUGAAGUUUCUAUCCCGGAUGCAAACCAAGGGGUAUCCAAUCUAGCGCCCCGUCGUUUCUUGGUCAACUGCCCUGAAUACCCUUUUGACCACUCAAAGACAUACUGGGCCGAGUCCCGCCUCAGUCGGGACUUCAGAUUACGCAAGAGCGUCGAAGGCGAAACCUUGGGGGCCAGGUCUUUCGAUUGGAAUCCCCUUGAACCAAGAUGGAGAAAUUUCCUUAGUAUUGAAACCAUGCCUUGGAUAGGUGACCAUGUUAUUAGUGGCACUGUGAUUUAUCCUGCGGCGGGAAUGCUGGUUAUGGCAAUGGAAGCGGUGCGACAUAUGUGUUCUGACACUCGCCUUAUCUCCGGGUACUAUAUCAAAGAGGCCCAUUUUGUGAGUCCCAUCUUGGUCAAAGAGGCUUGGGAGGAUAAAACGGAGACCAUGCUCCAUUUACAUCCGAUUAAGAUGCCACAAGAGAAAGAAUCGAGUUGGUCGGAUGUUACGAUAUAUGCAUAUCGCAACGAUAACUGGACUGAAUGUUUCAACGCCAGAAUCCAAGUGGAGCUUGGGGGAAAGGAUCUUCUCGAGGAACGCCGACGUAGUCACAAGCUCGUCGCUGAUCAGUUCAUCGAAGCAGAAGAAUCCUGCACGAGACCAAUUGAUUCGCAAAUGUUCUAUGAGGAUGCUAUCGACCACGGGUUGGGAUAUGGAGAGGCGUUCCAGGUGGUAGAAGAUAUCCAGUGGGACGGCAAAACCAGCACUAUCGCCCGCGUCGACAUUUCCAAAUGGAAGACUACCAGCCUCGUUCACCCCGUAGUGCUGGACUCCGCUUUACAUGUGUUGUGCGUCAGUACCACCCUAGGCCUAUCUUUGUCGAACGCGACGAAUGUUCCUGUGCAACUUUUCAACGGGUGGUUUUCGCCUUCCGGAUGGCAACAGCCCCAUACGCAUUCCAUUCGGUAUCUAGCUACUUCGAAUGUCAGAGGUAGUCGAGAGAGUGAGGAGGGGUCUGUUUAUGCUAUAGCCGAUGAUGGCUCGAUCCUAUGUGCGAUGCGAAGAUUGAUGACUGCGGCCGUAUCAAAGAAGACUGAAAACCAACCUCCCAGAAAACUGCUGCAUAGGAUCGACUGGAAACCUCAAUUAAGUUUGAUGGAACCACAUCAGUUGGUGUCUACCGUCGGCGCCGACACCUAUGUCAGGGAUGAAAAUGAUAUGAUGCUUCGAAACCAAAAACUAAAAUUCGUUCUAGAUAGAGUCGCUUGCAGAACAGUAAAACUACUGUCCGGAGAAAAUCGCGAAAAAGUCCCGGAGUCCCAAAAGAGGCAUAUAGAAUGGCUAGAACGCUAUGUAAAGUCAUUAGAUGCAUCGCGCGCGACCGAAGAUGUCAACGAGGUUGAGAUCGAGGGCCUUUUGCAAGAGAUCGAAACUAUCCACCCCCCUUGGAAGUUGCACACGACGGUUGUCCGUCACUUAACGGAUAUUCUCACCGGUGUUGUAGACCCGCUUGAAAUUAUCUUCGGUUCGGAUAUCGCCGACGUAUUUUAUGCGGAUAUGUUCGAGCACGUAUGCGAUGAUCGUAUGUCGAAGUUUUUGGACCUUGCCACGCACGAGAACCCGACUCUCCGGAUACUUGAGGUCGGAGCAGGCACGGGUGGAAUGACAUCGCGCGUCUUAGCGGCCCUCCAAGAGCUUGAGAAGAGGAAUGGAGGAUUGAGGUUCUCUGAAUACACCUAUACGGACGUGUCGCCUGCUUUCUUUGAAAAAGCUUCCGCCCGUUGGGAUAGUAUUAAAGAAAGGGUGACCUUUAAAACGUUCGACAUGAAGCGUAGCCCUGAAAGCCAAGGCUUCGAUCCGAGUUCGUAUGAUUUGGUGGUCGCCGGAAGUGUUCUGCACGCCACGGAAGAUCUGUUGGCAACGAUGAAGAACGUGCGCAAACUUCUUAAGGAAACAGGACAUCUCCUUCUAUUAGAGGUUGUCGCAACUGAGGACAUCGCCACGAAUUUCACAUUCGGUCUGGUGCCGGGAUGGUGGGGCCGAAGAGAAGAAUGGCGGGGGUCGUCACCUGGAUUACCUGAGAAGCAGUGGGAUGAAGUCCUGAGAUGGACAGGGUUCAGUGGAAAUGAACUCAUCCUCAGAGAUUACCCAAGCGAUGCUUGCCAUAUUUUCAGCAUCAUUGUAUCAAAAGCCGUACAGCAAGCACCGGACCCACCCAAGGACGAACCCAAGCUUGUUUUAAUCGUUGAUGAAUCGGACGAACAGACUAAGAUAGCCAGCUCAAUUCAGGAUACUCUAGCCAUAUCACAAAAAAAGCAGAGUCGAAUCAUUCCUAUUGAUCGGAUCGGGUCGGCGAAUUUAUCUAAAAGUGAUAUCGUGGUUUGCAUUAUUGAGAUGAGCAAGCCUUUCCUUGCGACGUUAACUGAGGAGAGGUUCGGGUCGCUUCAAGAGUUUUUAAGGAUGACGCAGAAAUUGCUGUGGGUUACUUUGACGAGCCCGGAAGAUGAAGAAUACUCGCAGUAUAGCGUCGUAGGGGGUUGCUUAAGAUCCCUUAGGCAUGAGGAAGGUGACAAACAUAUCGUUACGCUUGCGAUUGAGUACCAAGGGGAGACCAAAGCAGAGUAUGUGCAGUAUAUCGCUAAGGCAUACAGAGCCUCUUUCGAAUCGCAAUCAGAAGAGCUUGAGUAUAUUGUCCGCAAAGGCCAGUUCACUACAGGCAGGGUCGCGGAAGACAUCCCUGGUAAUCAGACGCUACAGUCUCUCCUACACCCGCAGGUACAGCACAAACCGCUUUCACAAGGGCCGGCGUUGAAACUCGAUGUCGACGAGCCGGGGAAAUUCGAGUCGUUACACCUUGUGGAAGAUGCUAAACAAAUGGAAUUUCUACCACAUGAGGUAGAGAUCGAGGCUAAGUCAUGGAGUCUAGAUCAAAAUGUGCUGGGUCCACUGGGCGACAAGGGAAUGGGCCUUGUAUGUUCUGGCAUUGUGACUAGAGUAUUUCGCAACUAUGAUCCAGAUAUUCAAGUUGGGGAUCGAGUAUGUAUGGUUUCGGCAGGCUGUAUGCGGACGCAUCCGCGUGCGCUUGACAAAUGUGUGGUCAAAAUUCCCGAUGGCUUAUCAUUCGAGGCUGCCGCGUCAGCCUUGAUCCCUGGAAUGACAGCACACCAUUCUAUCGAUAUCGCCCGACUUGAAGAGGGUGAAAAGAUCCUUAUUCAUUCGGCCGCCAGCAGUACAGGUCAGAUGGCGAUCGGGAUAGCCAACGCGAGAGGGGCCGAGAUCUUUGCUACUGUCGGAAGCGACAAAGAAAGACAACUCCUCAAGAAAAUUUAUCACCUGUCGGACGAUCAUAUCUUAAGCAGUCGUGACAACUCGUUCGCGCUAGGGGUUUCGCGGAUGACGAACGGAUAUGGUGUUGAUGUCGCCUUGAGUUCGUUAUCGGGGGAGAGUCUAUCGUUAACUUGGGAGUGUAUAGCUUCGUUUGGGCGAGUUGUGGAUUUAACCGCAAUUAAUGUCAAAGCGAAUUUGCCGUUAUCCACGGCUAGUUUCGUGAAGAAUGUCAGCUACUCAGCUGUUGACUUGCACCAUAUUAUCAUCGAAAACCCGGGGCUUACGUCGAAACUCCUUAGAGCCGCCGUCAAUCUCUUAGCCGAAGGUAUCAUCGAACCGCCCAGAUCAUUACGCGUAUACCCCAUAUCAAGGAUUCAUCAGGCGUUUGGUUACUAUCAAGAAAGUAAGGGUGCAGGAAAUGUUGUCCUAAAUAUUAAAUCUUCCGAUACAGUCCCACAACAUCUUGUAGAACUGCGACCGUGGAAAUUUGACGAAAAUGCGACAUAUGUGAUUGCAGGGGGGUCUGGCGGCCUCGGUCGUGCUAUUAUGGAGUGGAUGGCUGAGAGGGGCGGAAAACACUUUAUUGUGCCAUCCAGGUCCGGAAACUCCAAGGCAGCAAUCGCAGAACUCAUAUCGAGAUUGAGGAAACGCGGCGUGGAAGUGUUAGCCCCUAAAUGCGAUGUAUCAUCAGCCGAAUCCCUUGGCCGUAUACUCGAGGAAUGCUCGCAUACGAUGCCACCGAUAAAGGGGUGUAUCAACGCAGCUAUGGUCCUUCAAGACGCCGCGUUCAAUACUAUGAAAUACUCGCAAUGGGAUAUCACGAUGAAGUCAAAAGUUCAGUCAUCUAUCAACUUGCACAAACUCUUGCCCAAGCAUCUUGACUUCUUCAUUCUCCUAUCCUCUCUGAACGGCGUCUGUGGGGCCUUGGCACAAUCUAAUUAUGCCGGGGGCUGUUCUUUUCAGGAUGCGCUCGCACGGUAUCGCGUUGCACAGGGUCAGAAGGGAGUCUCAAUGGAUAUUGGAUGGAUGCGAAAUAUCGGUAUCGUUGCGGAAACGCAAUUAUACCAGCGUCAACGAAAGAGCUGGGACGAUAUGGAAAGGAUUGACGGAAAAGAGUUACUAGCCUUAUUGACAGUGCUUUGCGACCCUUCGACACGGCAAAUGGAUAGCCAGGUUCUUUUCGGAUUACGUACACCAGCCCAUUUCCUAACCAAAGGUCAAAUACCCCCACCAUUACUCACGAGACCCCUGUUCGCACCGUUCUCUCAUAUUAUUGGGGAGGUCAAAAACACCUCAAGAGAUAGGGGCGUGGAUGUAGUAGCCGCUUUUAGGGAAGCAACGGAUACAGGCGAACGAAUCCAAAUCGUUAUUCGAGCAUUGACUCAGAAGUUGGCACGUUCUAUGGAAAUAUCACCCGACGACGUAGAACUUAACAAGCCUCUUUCAAGCUAUGGUGUCGACUCCCUCAUGGCCCUUGAACUACGAAACUGGAUCGGCCGGGACUUUCAAGCCAGCGUUGCUGUUUUCGACAUCAUGGGGACCGUGCCGAUUGCUGCUAUUGGGGACUCGAUAGUGGCUAAAAGUUCUGUCGGGAAGGGUUGGGAGUGAAGAAUUCUCGAAAUUGCUUUUGAUGGCGUGACGAUCUUUACCCCCACCAUACUUCAGCCACUGACGGCUACAUUCUCAUAAUCACCUCUCUCAGGCCAGCAUCUUCAUAAUUGUUCAAUACCUACAAUUAAUUUACAAAACUACAUCGAGUUUCUUCAUCAAUGUUCUCGCCAAGUCUUUGAGGCUCAUGGAUCAAUGUUCCAUAUACGAAUACGAAGGUAGGUGCGAUGUAUUACAUACCGAAAUAGGAAAAAUCGCAUUCUCAUUCUGUAUUGUGAUUGGUUCCGCUACGAAAGAAGUAGAAAAGCAUACAUGUGUUAACUUUAAAUACCUAUACCUUAGGUAGGUAACAUCAAAGCAAUCAAUAUUUUGACAAUCCCGUCUACCAGGAUAAUAGCCAGGGAAGUAUUACCAAUUAUAUGCGCAGCAUAAAGCAAGCUCAAGUUAUCUG
Messenger RNA from Hypoxylon trugodes, 8167 nucleotides. RefSeq lists its product as uncharacterized. Gene Ontology annotation, biological process: fatty acid biosynthetic process; secondary metabolite biosynthetic process. NCBI's taxonomy places the organism in Eukaryota, Fungi, Ascomycota, Sordariomycetes, Xylariales, Hypoxylaceae. The coding region runs from base 1 to 7716 and encodes 2571 amino acids. The transcript has 10 exons. The record is from RefSeq and is a predicted model, not a curated record. Gene Ontology annotation, molecular function: 3-oxoacyl-[acyl-carrier-protein] synthase activity; phosphopantetheine binding; oxidoreductase activity.